AUGGAAUUUCAAAUUAGAAUCCCUUUUUUACUCAUCAUAUUCUUUAAUUCUUUAUUUUCAACAAUGGCCACUAAUUUGGAAACUUACAUUGUUCAAGUUGAAUCUCCAAAUAGUCAAAUUUCUACUCAUAGGACAUCAACAAUGGAUUUAGAUAGUUGGUACCAUUCAUUUUUGCCAACAACUAUAGCCAAUUCAAUUGAAGAUACGCGUAUGGUUUAUGCAUACCACAAUGUGAUUAAAGGUUUUGCAGCUAAAUUAUCAGACGAGGAAUUGAAAGAAAUGGAGAAAAAAGAAGGAUUCAUUUCAGCGCGACCUCAAAGGGUGUUGUCUUUGCACACUACUCAUACUCCGAGUUUUCUUGGUUUGCAACAAAAUAUGGGAUUUUGGAGAGAUUCUAACUAUGGAAAAGGUGUGAUCAUAGGUGUAUUGGAUACUGGUAUUGCUCAUGAUCAUCCUUCGUUUAACGAUGAAGGAAUGCCUCCUCCUCCUGCUAAAUGGAAAGGUAAGUGUGAGUUCAAUUCUACUUUUUGUAACAACAAGUUGAUUGGAGCGCGGUCUUUUAGCUUUGGAAAGGGUACAACAUUGGAUGAUGAUGGUCAUGGUACUCACACCGCGAGUACUGCUGCCGGAAGUUUUGUUAAGAAUGCUAAUGUUUAUGGAAAUGCUAAUGGCACAGCGGUUGGUGUUGCACCUCUUGCACACUUAGCUAUUUAUAGGGUAUGUACUAGUGUUGGUUGCUCGGAGAGUGAUAUAUUGGCCGCGAUGGAUGUUGCAAUUGAAGAUGGAGUGGAUAUCCUCUCCCUCUCGCUUGGUGGAAGUACUAAAUCUUUUCAUGAUGAUGCAAUUGCACUAGGGGCAUAUAGUGCAAUGGAACAGGGGAUUUUCGUUAGCUGCUCUGCAGGUAACAGCGGUCCAACUCCUAAAUCUGUAGCAAAUGAAGCCCCAUGGAUUCUCACUGUUGGUGCAAGUACCCUUGAUAGGAAUAUCAAGGCUACUGCAGUACUCGGAAACAAGGAAAUGUUUCAAGGCGAAUCAGCUUUUCAACCAAAGGAUUUCUCUUCUCAUUUGUAUCCUCUUGUUUAUGCUGGUGGUUCAAAUCAAAGUGAUAUUAACGAUCCUUACUGCAGCACAACGUCACUGAACAAAACAGAUCUCACAGGUAAGAUUGUUUUGUGUGAAGUUGGUGGUGGAGUAACAAGAGUAGACAAAGGUCAAGCAGUGAAAGCUGCAGGAGGUAUCGCGAUGAUACUAAUGAAUCGUAUACAAGAUGGUUUCACAACAUCAGCUGAUGCACAUGUACUCCCAGCUACCGAUGUUACAUAUGCAGAUGGUCAAAAAAUUCUUGCAUAUAUAAAGUCAACAUCAAAUCCUUUAGCCACCAUAACAUUCCAAGGGACUAUAAUCGGAGACAAAAAUGCUCCGGUCAUUGCUUCUUUCUCUUCUCGCGGUCCUAGCAGAGCAACCCCUGGCAUUCUAAAGCCUGAUAUUAUAGGCCCUGGAGUUAAUAUCCUUGCAGCAUGGCCUACCUCUGUAGAGAACAAUACCGAACCAAAACCUACAUUCAACAUUAUAUCUGGCACCUCAAUGUCUUGCCCACACCUAAGUGGAGUAGCAGCAUUGCUUAAAAGUUCCCAUCCAAACUGGUCUCCAUCAAUGAUUAAGUCUGCAAUUAUGACAACCGCAGAUACUGUGAAUUUGGGGGAAAAGACCAUCCAAGAUGAAAAUCAUGAACCAGCUAACCUUUUUGCCAUUGGUUCAGGUCAUGUAAAUCCAUCUAAAGCAAAUGAUCCAGGACUUGUUUAUGAUAUCCAACCUAAAGACUAUGUACCUUAUUUAUGUGGUUUGAACUAUACAAACCGGGAGGUUGGAGUUAUUGUGCAACGAAAGAUCAAUUGCUCAGAGGUAGGAAGUAUUCAACAAGGACAACUAAAUUAUCCUUCGUUUUCUAUUAUACUUGGAUCAACUCCUCAGACAUACACGCGGACAGUUACAAAUGUUGGUGAAGCUAAAUCAUCUUACACUGUGGAUGUUGUUUCACCACCAGGUGUUGAUGUUAAAGUUGAACCUUCAGUUCUGAAGUUCGCGGAACUAAAUCAGAAGAUGUCAUACCAAGUAACGUUUACUCAAAUAGUUAAUCGUUCAUCAGGCACUGUUGAUGUAGAAGGAUUCUUGAAAUGGAAAUCUACCAAGUACUCUGUUAGGAGUCCAAUUGCAGCUUUGUUGACCCAAAUCAUUUAG
Messenger RNA from Solanum stenotomum, 2238 nucleotides. RefSeq names its product subtilisin-like protease. The transcript has a single exon. Lineage: Eukaryota; Viridiplantae; Streptophyta; Magnoliopsida; Solanales; Solanaceae. The coding region runs from base 1 to 2238 and encodes 745 amino acids. The record is from RefSeq and is a predicted model, not a curated record. Gene Ontology annotation, molecular function: serine-type endopeptidase activity. Gene Ontology annotation, biological process: proteolysis.